GGGUUGCCUCCUUUCAGAAACGAAAAUAAGGGAUGCCACCACCCUGUGUUUUGUUAGUGGGAGGGAGAAAAGCUGGACGCUCAACUGCGUCGCGCCCACAACAUUUAAAGUUGAUAUCCGAGCGACUUGUCUAUUCAUGAAAAUACGGAAUAAAUUGCGUCCCUUACCCGUUAAAUACGGGACGCAUGAUUUAACUGCCAAAUACGGGACGAUUCCGUAUUUCAAGGGAUGGGUGGCUUAUUUGUGUGUUGCUAUGACGAUGGAGUUGAGUGAUGUUGCUGCUGGUGCACAGAGAUAGGAAGGCUGAUACAAAGACAGGAUGUUGUGGUUAAUUUUUACUAUAAUUACAUUAUUAAUAUUAUUAUUAUUAUUAUUAUUAUUAUUAUUAUUAUUAUUAUUAAAGGUCCAUGCCGUGCUUUGGGACAAUGCAAGCAAUAUGAAGAAGGCAAUGAGGGACCUGGGAGUCUCCAGUCUGAGAUGUUUCUCGCACAUGAUUCAACUCGUGGUGCACGAUGGACUGCUGUCCCAGAAAAUGUGAGCGAUGCGCUGGCCAGUGGGAGAAAAAUAAUUGGGCACUUCAAACAUUCCCCAUUGGCCACAUCAAGACUUGAAACUGUCCAGACGGGACUGGGAAUCCCAGUCAAACGUCUGAUCCAAGAUGUUCCCACCCGCUGGAACAGCACCUUUUAUAUGACUGCGAGCCUGCUGGAGCAAAAGAGUGACUCUAUGCUGCAGACCACCAGCUCCCAGCAACACUGACAGCAAGUCACUGGACCUUGCUGGAGAAAAUCAACACUAUUCUGGCUCCAUUUGAAGAGAUCACAAAACAGAUCAGCGUCGCCACCUCCACCACCUCCACCACCUCAGAGGUCAUCCCCUCAGUGGUCGUCCUGAAGCGUCUGUUGGCCAAACAGACCACAGAGGACAGCGGGAUAAAGACAAUGAAGGCGACACUUCUAGCAGCUAUGGGCACAAGAUUCCAGACCGUUGAGGCGGAGCCCUUGUACUCUGUUGCAACCAUAUUAGACCCACGUUACAAAGACAGAUACUUCACAAGUGCAGAGAGUAGUAAGCUUGCAAGAAGUGCACUGACCCAAGAGGUGGAGAAAAAUGAGGAGUCCUCACUGCAGACAACCACCACUGAGGCAGCAGACCCAGCCAGUAAGACCCCACGGAUGACAGCAGAGCCCAACGCAAGCAGCUGCUUUAAGGGGCUGUAUGAGGAAUUCCUGCAAGAGCAUGCUGCUGAACAAGGUGGGGCCAGCAGCACAGCUACACAGGUACAGAUAGAGACAUAUCUGGCUGAGAAAACAAUCCACCGCACAGAGAGCCCAUUCGAGUACUGGGGAAAGAAUAAAGAACGGUUCCCCUCCCUGGCUACUACAGCUGCAAAGUUUCUCUCCGCUCCCUCCACCAGCGUAGAUAGUGAGAGGCUUUUCAGCACAGCCUCUAACAUACUUGAUGAGAAGAGGAAUAGGCUGUCAGGAGAUCAUGUAGAAACGCUGAUCUUCCUCAAGACAAAUCUGCCAAUGUACCUGAGCUUGAACCCCAAAGACUUGAAUCCUCAAGAAGACUGAGUAAACACUACUAGGUGUUGUGUGACAGAUCUGUCACUAAUGUGAAUUUAUUUUUUUCCGUUGCUUGUUUUAGUUUGUUCAGUGUGGAUUUUGCAAUUGGAACUUGUUGGGAGGAAACUAGCACUUAAAAUGGUAUUUUAUUUAUUUCUUAUGUCAGUUCUGAUAAAUCCUAUUUGUUCUUACCUCAGAUACUCUUAAUGCAGCUAUCAUUCAAAUAUACCUCAUAUGUAUAUUAUUUCUUAUUUUAAUAUAAUUAUACGUUCUUACUGUUGCACUAGUAUUAUAAAUGUUACAAUUUUAUGAAAGUUGCACUAUUUUGGCAUUUGGGAGCAAAAAUUCAGGGCUUUUAAGAGUUUAUUCUAUUAUUAAUAUAAUUUUAACUUUGUUACUGUUGCACUACUAUUAUACAUGUUAUAAUUUCAAUUUCAUGUUGCACU
Molecule: messenger RNA, 2014 nt
Organism: Fundulus heteroclitus (mummichog)
Lineage: Eukaryota; Metazoa; Chordata; Actinopteri; Cyprinodontiformes; Fundulidae
Product: zinc finger BED domain-containing protein 4
Exons: 2
Coding region: 942-1577 (211 amino acids)
Molecular function (GO): protein dimerization activity
Source: RefSeq, a predicted model, not a curated record